Messenger RNA from Camponotus floridanus (Florida carpenter ant), 2537 nucleotides. RefSeq names its product protein PF14_0175-like. The record is from RefSeq and is a predicted model, not a curated record. Bases 40 to 2265 code for a protein of 741 amino acids. NCBI's taxonomy places the organism in Eukaryota, Metazoa, Arthropoda, Insecta, Hymenoptera, Formicidae. The transcript is spliced from 8 exons.
AAUAACGCGAGGUUGUUAGGUUGUUCUCUAACGAGAACAAUGGAUGAUGUAAACAUCAACGAAAUUUGCCCUCAUGUGGAAGAGGUGGAGAUGAGCGUAGACGAGGAUAAGUGGAUCAAAUUGAACUGGAUUGGUAAACAAAACAGCGACAAUGAAACCCGUCAAUCGUUGGACGUACAGAAGAAUGAGAAUUCUAAUGUGCAAAAUAAUGUUGACGAGGAUUCAAAUACUGAGAUUACUGAGACUGCACAGACAAGCAGUAGCGAUAGUAAAAUCUCGUUCAUAAAUGCAGAACCAGAGGAUAUAUCCGAUGGUAUAUCUGUCAUAACAGAAAGCGAUGCAGAGAUUGUUAAUACAAAUACGCUCCAAAUCAGCCAAAUUAAGGAUAAAAUACAUGAGCCUCUGCAGAUGAUGGAAAUACAAAUAAAUAAACAAGCAAAUAGGAAUGUUUUUCUGGCUUUUAUAAUUGGUAUCAUUGUUGGUUUCAUUCUUAGCUAUUUUUUUGUAACUCUUGAAACUGAUCCAAUCUCAAAUGGGAUUAAUACUGAAAGUCUUAAGACUGUAAGUCACAAUAUUAUUAAUACUUGCAAAGCCCUAACAGAAGUGAAUACUACGCUGAAUGAAAUUAAAGCACGUACUGCAGUUGAUAAGAAAAUUAUGGAACACUUUGUAGAACUGCUUUUUAAGGAAGAUUCUGCGAAUAUAACGAAUAACAAACCUUCUAUUACAGCAGAAUCUUUCAAUUUUGAUCCACAUUCGUUGGAUCAAGUGUCUCAACUUCAAGUAUCUCUACAUGUAUUAUCAUCAUUAGCACUUAUUCAUGAUAAAAAUAGUUCUUUGAAAAACGAAAUAAAUGAAAUACUGGAUAUUGUGAACGGUACAAAUGCAUUUCAUGAAAACUUGCUAUUAUUUAAUAAUACACAAAACGAGUACAAUUCUCUGGCCUUGAAAAUUUUGCAACAUGAUAGUGACAAAAUAUAUGUUGCUUCUAAAUUAUUUCUCUCUAAUUUGAUAAAAAAAAUGAACGACUUAACUUUAAGUGUGCGCUAUAAAUAUACUAAACAAAGACACAAAUUGAUUAAAAAAUUAUGUGACUUGAAAAAUAUAUUGCCUGAUGAUGAAUUGUUGAAACAAUUAACCGAAAAUAACCAGCUUUUCAAAAAUUAUGAUAAAUCUUGUUCUUCAAACUAUUUAUCAAAAAAAUUGAAUCCAAAAAUGUUUGAAAAAAAGAACACAAAAAUAAAUAAGAAUAGAUCAGGGAAGGAACAAAUCAAAGAAGUCGAUAAUAUAGUUCAUACAAAAUACGAUAAAGAGAAGAGCCAGAAAAUUUAUGAUGGAAAGAAUUCUUUAAGUAAUGAAAAAGUUAAGAAUGAACAUUAUACUAUCACAAAGAUUUCCCAAAAUGCUAGUGAUAAAAUACAUAAUACUUCUCAGCUAUUUCCAUCAGACUUGAAAGAAAAAAUGAAUAGAAAAAUGUUGAAGCAUAUAUGCACUAAAUAUAAUGAAAAGAGACACAAUGCAUGGUUAAAAAAUAAGCAUCAUAAAGAUAGUAAAUUCUUAGAACAACCAAUAGAAAAUGAAGAAAACAAUAAAGAGUCAUUUAAUUGGUGUAUAAAAGAGAAUGAUUAUUUACAAUCAAUUGGAAUACAAAAAGACAUGUCAAAGGAUAAUUUCGAUAAUAUUUUAAUACAAUUAUUAGAAGAUGUAUGUCCAUUUUCAACCAAUUCUUGUCCAGGAUUUAAUAAUGUUAAUGAUGUACCUGUAAUGCCUAUCACAUCAAGUUGUAAAACAAAGAAUUGUAUUGCUAAUUCUAACAACAAACAUGAUACAAAUAGUAAAGAAUCUGUAUUGGAUUAUGAAAAUUCUGGAAAAGUUUUGUUUGAGGAGAAUAAACCAAAACAGAAGGAUCACUUUAAAUCGAGUGAUUCCAUUAAAAAGAUUCUUAAUAAUGAUGAUAAGAAUAUAAAACGAAAAAAGAAGAAACUCCCUCGGAAUGAAAUUAAGAAUCGUAUGUCGGAGCAUCUUAAUGAUUAUCAUAAAUCUAAGCAGUCGUUUAACAGCCGCGUAACAAAGCAAAAUAACCAGGAUUAUAUAAAUAUGGAUUGGCAGAGCGAUAAUAAAAGAUUUAAUUCGCGCAGAAAGCAACGGCGGCGUAGCGCCGAUUGGUAUUUUCGAAGAGUAUUUUCUCGUAGGAAAGCGCGAAGACACGCGGAAAAAUUAUAUCAACAGAAUAUCAAGGGGACUUGGCGAUUCGGGAACAUUUGAAUAUAUCGAAAAUAAAAUGUAUAUUAUCGAGAUUUAGACAUAGAUAAUAGAUUUGAAAAUGUAUGCAAUGUGUUAAAUGUAUGGGAUAUUUUUGUGUAAGCUUUUAUACAAUGUUCCAUUCGAUAUGUUAAAUAUUUUUUAAAUAUUGCUGGAAUAUCCAAAUGAUUCCUGAAAUAUUUAUAUAUCUGUAUAUUCGUAAAUUUUACAUAUUAUUUUGUGUUUUAUAAACAUACUUAUGAUUAAUGAAAAGAGAAAUUCCAGAUAAAAGAAAU